AUGAGUACCGAAGACCGCCGUGUGCUACGGAGGAUGAAUGCGCAUAAACGCAGACCUGGCGAAGCGCCGACUUUGAUACCUCUGGCGACGUCAUGGUCCGGAACUCGCCCCGCUCUUUGCGCUUGGUUUAGCGUACGCGCAGGUUUCACGCUUGAGCGCCGGGGUGUUCGGAGCGCCCAGGCAUUGGAGCGCCUCCGGGCGAGUCCUCAGAAGCGACACCUCAGCGGUCAGAUGCCAGCAAAGGCGCUCUGCUUUAUUCCAGUCGGACUCACCGCAAGUCGACGGCGAUCCUGGCUCCUCUGUGCGCCACGAGCUGGCAUAACAGCAGUACCUGCAGCAGCAAAACGAGGAUCGUAUCACUACAGGCGCUACGAAGCGAAUGCUUUCUUGUUCGCUCUGAGCCGGUCCCCGUGCCGCAUGAGCAACGUCGACUCGGGGCAUUCCGCAGAGACCGCUGCAGCUCAACAGACAUCAAGAGGUCGACGCGAGUCACAGGUUGCACUGUGGCUGGGUUGCGCUUUCUUCGGACUCGGAUGGUUACUGCCGACCUACUGGAGUUGGCAUGACCAGGUCAACCUCGACACGCACUUAAGAAUGCUAGUUCUGUAUACCGUGUUCGCUGUGCUGCACUCUGGUGGUGCUGCAUUGCGCCCCAGGGCCGCUGAGCUUCUCGGCGAGCGUCUCUACCGCGUGCUCUUCGCGUUCAUGUCCCUACCAACAGCUGGUGUAACCGUGGCCUACUUCCUAGCUCAUCGACGUGACGGCAUCAGUUUCAGUUGGUUGCAACAGGACCUCCCCGCACAUUUUCCUUUCUUUCACGAAAUGGUCUGGGUCGUAAGCGCCAUAUCCUUCCUGUUUCUGUAUCCAGCGACGCUGGACCUAGCGCAAGUAUCCGCAAUCAAGCGGCCAACAGUCCGCCUCUUCGAGCAGGGUAUCAUGCGUGUGACGCGCCACCCGCAGCUGUGGGGCCAGUUCCUCUGGUGCCUGGCCCACGGCGCCUGGAUAGGGAGUUCGAUGGCGAUUACGGUUAGUUGUGCACUCAUCGGCCAUCACUUUAUAGCCGCUUGGCACGGUGAUCGUCGACUCCGUCAACGAUUUGGUGCCGCAACUUGGGACGCGUUUGCUGAGCGAACAAGCCUCUGGCCCUUCUGGAGUAUGCUGCAAGGGAAGCAGUCGCCACGUGUCGCAAUACAAGAGAUGCUGCGCCCGGCCUACAUUGGGGUGUUGGUUUUCGUCUAUCUAGCUUAUAAAGCGCAUCCGCUGCUGUUCGAGUGGGCUGCAGCGAACACGCGCUUCCUCUCAUGA
Molecule: messenger RNA, 1305 nt
Organism: Cyanidioschyzon merolae strain 10D
Lineage: Eukaryota; Rhodophyta; Bangiophyceae; Cyanidiales; Cyanidiaceae
Exons: 1
Coding region: 1-1305 (434 amino acids)
Biological process (GO): carotene biosynthetic process
Cellular component (GO): chloroplast
Molecular function (GO): 9,15,9'-tri-cis-zeta-carotene isomerase activity
Source: RefSeq, a predicted model, not a curated record